Megalops cyprinoides (Indo-Pacific tarpon) is the source of this 3162-nucleotide messenger RNA. Its product is annotated as platelet endothelial cell adhesion molecule. The transcript has 16 exons. Gene Ontology annotation, biological process: cell surface receptor signaling pathway. Gene Ontology annotation, molecular function: transmembrane signaling receptor activity. Bases 8 to 2320 code for a protein of 770 amino acids. The record is from RefSeq and is a predicted model, not a curated record. NCBI's taxonomy places the organism in Eukaryota, Metazoa, Chordata, Actinopteri, Elopiformes, Megalopidae.
AGCUCCCAUGCCAGUCACCUCUGCUACGCGGGCGAUGCGGGAGAUCCAGCAGCGCCCCGUCAGGAUGGGCCGUCAGCCACUCUGCCUGCUCCUGGCCACGCUCUUCAGCACCUGGCAAGUUGCCGAGACCCAGGCUGUUUUCACAUUAAACAGCGUCAAGCUCACAGUUCUGCCUGGAAACAAUGUGGAAAGUGGCACCAAUGUGACGCUACGUUGUGUAGCCAGUGUCAGCCACAGCACAUACUUCCCCCUUACCUACAAGUAUACCUUCUACAAAGGCAAACAAGUUGUGUACGCCAAAAAUGUCACCAUGACAGACGAGAUGGACUAUCCUAUAAAAGAGGCGAGAGUGGCUGAUUCUGAAAUUUACAAGUGCCACUUGAAGAUACAAAAUAAGGAAGGUGACAGUAACACAGAAACAUUGAAGGUAACAGGCUUGCAGACCCCAGUUCUGAUGGUAGGCAGGACGGAGGUCACUGAGGGAGAAAAGGUGAACGCCACGUGCAGCGCACCCAGAGAAUCCGGUUCCUUCAUUUUCUACUUCUUCGAAAAAAAUAAUACCGAAGCCGAACGAGUGGUUACCACCAAGAACACGGCGCAGGUUGCCAUAACCUUGAAGCCAGCGGGGAAGACGAGCUUGACUUGUCAAUAUAUCAUCAUGUUGACACCAACCAAUGUGCAGUCUAACAGGAGCAAUGAAUUGCAGGUUACUGUACGCGAGCUACCCAUCUCACCCUCAAUGGUGAUACGGCCUAACAGAAGCAUCAUUGAAGGUGACGUCCUGAAUAUUACAUGUAGCGUGAAUAUGGCUCCCCGCCACCCCUCAGAGCUCACGGUUCACCUCAUCAAGGGUUCUAGUGUGCUGAAAUUUGGAAACAACAACAUUAACUAUGUCAAGGCGGUGCUGGCUGAAGACUCUGGGUUGUACGCAUGCAAAUCAGAAAUGGGAAAUGUCCAGAAAUCAUUCAAUGAUACCGUGACUGUAGCAGAAUUGUUUUCAAAGCCAGUCCUGAGAAUGGAUCCACGGGAGGUGUUUGAAAACGACCGAUUCUCAUUAGAAUGCAAUAGUGAAAUGGUCAACUCUCAAAGGAUCCACCGUAAUGAUGUCAGAUACUACAUCUAUAAGGAUGGCGAACUAAUAACACCUGGCAGUUUUGAUGGAAGAUACUCAAACACUGCAAACACUUCCCUCAACGGAAAUUACUCCUGUAAAGCACAGGCCAAAUGGAUACCUAAAUCCAGUACAGCCAUUGUCUUCAAAGCGAAAUUGCUUGUGUCUAGGCCGGUGAUAAGGGCCAUAGGGGACGUGAUCCUGAGAAGGCCAUUCCGAAUCCAUUGCUACUGUGAGAAAGGCAGUCUUCCUAUCAGCUACACCCUUAUGAAGAAUAAGGAGAAGGUGAACAUCAGCACGGUGUCACAGCCAGGCGACCAGGCUAUCUUCACUGCCAUGAUACAUAAGAAGGAGGAGAUUUGGCAUUACACCUGUGAUGCCCAGAAUAAGGGUCCUCCUGGUUUGGAGAGUGCACCGCUCAACACUCAUGUCAUAGAGCCUGCGUCCAGGCCCAUACUGGCUGUUGUCCCAAGCCCUGAGGAAAUCGUGGAAGGGACUCACCUGGCCCUUAUCUGUAAAAUCGAAAAGGGCACUCAUCCAAUCACCUUCACGUGGUAUCGCCGGGGGAAGCCUGUGUUCAAAAAAGUAAUAAAUCAGUCAGAGCUUUAUGCAUCGUAUGAUGUGAUGGCAGUGAGAAAAGAUCACGCUGACAUAUACCACUGUGAGGCUGACAACCGGGCCAAGCAGGCAGUGAGGAGCAAGGAUGUCACCAUAGAGGUGAAAAUGGCCAUGUGGAAGAAGAUUGCGAUUGGGAUCUCAGUUCCUGCAUUCCUCGUGUUGAUUGCCCUCAUCAUUUUCUACCGCCGAGGGGUCUUAAGAAGAGGUAGAGGAGAGACUGGAGCAGAACUGUCAGUAAAGCCUUCGAGCCCUAAAUCAGAUGACUCUCUAACAGUGAGUCUUGCCCACGACACCGAAGUAUAUAACGCAAACAAAGUGGGCGUUGAAGCCGGGGGGAGGAGCGUUUGGAGUGAGAGGACAUCGGAGUCAGACACAGAUGAACAGAGCAGUGAGGAGAGCCCGAAGGAGCCUGAUGUAGAGUACACCGAGGUGGUGCAUCCCCAGCCGGCAGACUCCUUACGUGCUCCACUGAGGAAAGGCACAGACACGGUGUACAGCGAGCUCCAGAACUCACAAGGUGUAGCUGACCACGCUGGCUAUGGCUCUGUGGAGUACGUCCAGCUGAACCACGACCUGCCGGAGCCUGUGUAACUCUCUGCCAGGAGGAGGGAUUCCCAGCCAGACCCAUCCCCCAUGGCCUCACUGCUCAGCCCACAUGGAAUAUAUUUAUUGUGUAAUUACAGCUUUUUUUUUACCACGUCCACUGCCCAUUCCCAAUCAAAUAUGCCUUAGAAGGUAGUUGUUAGAAGUGUGUUACAUUUUCUCCUAGCGGUGAAACGAUGGUGGGGGUGGGGGGGUUGUUCAAUGAACUGUGGAUUCUGUGGACUCAUUGUAGGAUCAGAGACGUUCCGUUGAAGUCCGAAAGGAGCACAAACUAUGCAAGCUGAACACUUUAUAGCUUUGUACGUGUCACUGGAAAAGUUUACUACCAUGUUAUGAUUCUCACACCUAUCAAAGCAAUGAUUAUUAGGGCUUUGUGAAAUUUUCCACUUUCCACAACACGGAUUUCCUCAUCCAUUCACUGGCUGUUCAUCAAGCCACCUUUUCAACUUUCCAUUUGUGCUAUUCUUAACAGCCACCCUGUCGGAGUUCAUCGUUUCAUUUUGCUUGUGAUUUGGAAUGACUUGCAUCAUCAUGUUGGUUGUUAGCAGCCGUUACUAAGUCGGCUGUUCCUGGAGUUUGUAUCUUCUAUGGACAGGUGUAACUGACCAAAGCCAGACUGGGCAGGAAAUGAGCAUCCCUACGUCAGGGAGUAAGAAAUGAUCGUUAUUUAUAAGUCAUUACAAAUUACCUUUGUUUUUGUUAUUAUUAGGAUUAUUAUUGUUGUUGUUUUUCUUGCUGCUGUCAAGUCGAUGCACACCCUGUGGAUGCAGGAUGAAAACCGUUUUAAAACGUGAAAGGAGAAUUUCUUAGGCUGCCCUCUUUCUACAGCA